Mucor mucedo is the source of this 1326-nucleotide messenger RNA. RefSeq names its product kinase-like domain-containing protein. Lineage: Eukaryota; Fungi; Mucoromycota; Mucoromycetes; Mucorales; Mucoraceae. The record is from RefSeq and is a predicted model, not a curated record. Gene Ontology annotation, biological process: protein phosphorylation. Gene Ontology annotation, cellular component: cytoplasm. The coding region runs from base 1 to 1326 and encodes 441 amino acids. Gene Ontology annotation, molecular function: ATP binding; protein serine/threonine kinase activity. The transcript has 6 exons.
AUGCCUCUCUGUACAGGCGGUUCUUUACAACAAUACGUAUUUGAUCAUCAUCUUACUGUAGGUCAACUUGUUCAUAUCAUUACAUCGGUAAGCCUAAUAAAAAGCACACGUGACUUUGGCGUGGUUUCUAUUUCACCUGCAGCCGAUUCAAGCGUAGAAGAAGCUGGGGUUGUCUUGUUUUGGUCACCUGAAUUAGUACAGCAAAAAGUUGUUAACCAUAAAGUAGAUGUCUGGGCCUUAGGUAUUGUAAUCCUAGAAGUGCUGAAUGGUGGUAAAGCACCUUAUGAAGAUGAUAAAUUGGAUGAAGACGAGAUCAAACAAAGAAUUCUGGAUACAGGAAAACCUGACUACCCACCAAAUUUGCCUUCGCGACUUAUCGAUUUAUUGGAUCGCUGUCUUGAUCCUGAUCCUCGUUCAAGAUCCUCGGCAAGCACUAUCUUGCAGCACCCAUUUUUAAAAGACUAUGAACCCGAAUUAUUAUUCCCCGCCACUAGACUCGAAGAGGAAGAGGAAGAGGAAGACGUUUCUUCACAACAACCCGCCAAAUGCAGAUUGCCUCUUCCCUCCUUCUCUGUUGAUAAAUCAGUCUCUGCUGCUAUACCUGUCAAUGAGAAAAUAGCAAAUGUCAUACGCAAACGUCAAUCUAUGUCAGACUCAAAUCGUAGUCAAGGUUGUCGUAUUCCCAUGCUUUGUAUCUUACAACCUGUGAUUGAACCCGUGAUCGAGCCUGUGAUUGAAGCACCCGUCGUGAAGCAACCUCGACUUCGAUCUGUCAAGUCUCCUUCUCAAAAGCGGGCUUCACCAAGAUCCCCAUUAAAUGAUAUCAAGACCAACUUGCGUAAACCUAAAACCACAUCACCUCAACCACCACCCACCCAAAAAGCCAAAAAGGAAUUACCGCCAAAAAGUUCCAUCUAUCGUCACAAACGUUUACCUGCAGGUGAAAGUCGUACAACCAGAUUAAUGAUGGGUGUGAGUACAACAGGGCGUCGACAAUCAUUUAGACAAAGAGACGAGACGACUGAAAAGGAAGUAGCACCCACAUUAGGGUUAGGGUCUCGAUUAGGAAAGGUCUUUGGCAAAAAAGAUCUGGAUAGUAAAAAAAGACCCAUGUCCUUUGCUGCCUCUUCUUCCUCCAUGCUCGUUAGAAACAAUACAGAAAUACCAUCACCCAUUAAAUCGAUACCCCAUAAAGAUUCUCCCCCAAGAUCAAGAAGACAAUCCGUACCUCUUCCUCCUACAAAAAUGUUGGAAGAAGCCUCCAAAAACAACAAGAAAUCAAAUAAUGCCAUCAAAAAUAGUAUAAAGGCCCUUCGAGUUCAUUAA